CGUUCUCUUUGGGAAUGUAACAUUAUUCUGUUUGUAUUAUCUGGAAACUAUUGCAGAAUAAGCCUGCUGCAGCUGGAUCUUCAUCUAUGUCUGCAGCACCUUCUAAUCCGGUAAGCAUUAAUACUUAUGUAUAUCUAUCUUGCUACUGUAAACAUGAUGCUUCCUUUCUUGCGGUUUACUGAGAUGUAACUUCCAUGGUGUUUUGUUUGGUGAGUGAUGCUUGAAUAUAGUUAGUUUCUUAGGUUUAUUGAUUAAAAUGCACCGUUUUAUUUUAUAUUCUAUAGAUUUGGGAGUUUUGAUGUUACUAAUGAUUUUUAAUAUAGGGAUUCCAGUUGCCUGCUAUCCACGAUAAACAUAUGAAUAGAGAUUUAUUUUGAAGUUUUCUAUUUUAUUAUAUUAGACUUUUCUUGAUUAAUCUUAGUUUCUUGCUUGAAUAUUUUAUUAUAUUGCAUUUUUUGUACUGUCUCCAUUUUGUGUUUCUUUAUUUCUUUAUUUUUUUUGACCUGGGUGGUGGUUUAAGUAGAUGAUUGUCUCUUCUUGAUGGUUUACUAAUAGUACAAUGAUUAACUGGGGUUGACAUUCUAUAGCAUUCUCUCCAGUGUUAAGCAAUGAUUACGACAUCUCAUGAUGCUAAUCUCUUGAAGUUGCACGAGGUUUCACCUUUGGCUCUCAAACCUAAUCCUUACCUGGCGCAAGAGUUAUUUAAACAAUGGCUUUUGCUUCCUGAAACCAAUUGCCUCAUUGAUGCCCAUGUUGUGGCAGGUGUGGCAACUUUCACUUUUCCUUGCUCUAACCAGGAGCAGCUAUUACCUGGUCAAGUUCUUAUGCAGUUGCAAUGUUAUGAUUAUGUGGUGGCUUCUAGGUUGUUUCAGCACCAUUUAAUAUCAGCAGAUUGCAGCCAUGGGGUCAGAAGGUAGUAAAGCAGGGGUCUCAAUGAAGGGUUCUAUUGUUUUCUCCUUGUCCUCCAUCGUCUUAGGUAAGCCCUCAACCAAUUAAUCUACAGUUUUUUUUUUCAAACUUAAGUAGACCUUCUGGAUUAACUUUUCCUGCAAGUUCUAGUACUAAGACUUCAUUUUGUCAUAAGCUAUAUUACUUAGAUAGCUGGACCCAGGUACUCGUGUCUAGCACGGGUAUGCAUCUUUUAACAGAUCUUAGCUCUUGUUGAUAUUUCGUAGUAUCGCUUUCCAGCCUCUUCAUCUUCUAGUUACUUUAUAUAGUUUCUCUUAUAUUUGA
Beta vulgaris subsp. vulgaris (sugar beet) is the source of this 1233-nucleotide messenger RNA. RefSeq lists its product as uncharacterized. The record is from RefSeq and is a predicted model, not a curated record. Bases 609 to 917 code for a protein of 102 amino acids. Lineage: Eukaryota; Viridiplantae; Streptophyta; Magnoliopsida; Caryophyllales; Amaranthaceae. The transcript is spliced from 3 exons.